Pogonomyrmex barbatus (red harvester ant) is the source of this 992-nucleotide messenger RNA. It is a transcript of the gene borr, whose product is annotated as borealin-related. Gene Ontology annotation, biological process: mitotic sister chromatid segregation. The record is from RefSeq and is a predicted model, not a curated record. Gene Ontology annotation, cellular component: chromosome, centromeric region; spindle midzone; chromosome passenger complex. NCBI's taxonomy places the organism in Eukaryota, Metazoa, Arthropoda, Insecta, Hymenoptera, Formicidae.
UCGGAUUGCCCGGUAAACAGUUUGAAAUUAAAUCAAUAACGGUUGUAACCACCAAGCUUUUUUAGUAUUGUCGCACAAUAUACUCUUUCGUCGUCAAAAUGCCAAGAACCAAACGCAGUAGGACGACAGGCAACGCGACGAAGGACCGUGAUGCGGCGGUAAAGACCUUUGAGAAACACGUGCAGCUCCGUAUCUCCAAAAUGGAACGUGACCAGCAAGUGGUUCUUAAAGGUUUCGAGGCUUUUAUUGAGGUUAUCGUAUCCAGCCUACUACCAGAAAUUUUUCAAAUGACAUUAGGCGAGUUAAUCGACUGGCAAGAUCAAAAGGACAAUGAUCAAAAAGAGAACCGCGAUGACGAAGUGAGCUCGUCAGUCAAGAGUCAGAUGCAGCCACCCACUACUACCCGUAAACGGAAAAAUACGAGCAAGACUGUCAAACGUGCCAUCACCGCUGUGUCUGACGACGGAUACGCGACCGGCAGUACCAGUAUGGGCAGCACGUCGCGAAUUACCAAAGCACAGAUUCGACCAACAUCAAUGAUGAGGACGCGUAGUUCCACCAGAUUGGAUAACUUUCAAACACCAGCAAUGUUGAAGUCUAUGGCUAACAUAUAUGAUGUGGUUACGCCAAAAGUCAAGCCUAAUACACCGUUGAAUGUGUUGAGACGUCCACGUCAAGGAGAAAUGGUUCUCAGCAUGCAGGGCAGUCCGCUAUUAGUCUCUGCGGUUAUUGAUGAAAAAACUGCUAAUAUUAACGUACCUUUGGCUAAUGGUAAUGUGAUGUCCUUGUUGCCUAAGGAGGGAUUACGGAUGUCGAAUAUUCCUCCAUUGGACCCUGAAAUGAUGCAUCAAUUAGAGACUCUUAAAAAUCAUAUUGAGAAAGUUAUCUCAUUCAAGUAGUAAUAGCCCACAUAAAUAGGAAAUACUUAAAAGUAUAAAAAAUAGUAUAUAUAUAUAUAUCAUAAAAUAACUUUAUACUUUUACAUAUUUAUA